AAUUACAAAGCGCCAAAUACUUUCUGAUAUUGCGAAACUAUUUGAUCCUUUAGGUCUUUUGAGUCCAGUUGUAGUGGUGGCAAAAUUGAUACUACAACAAAUAUGGAAAGAAAAAAUCGACUGGGAUCAAGCCGUUACAGGAGAAACCAUGCGAUCCUGGGUACAUUUAAGAAAUCAAAUGAAAUUAUUGAAUGAAAUAAAUCUUCCCAGAUACGCAUUAUUACCUGAUGCAAAAGAAAUAGAAUUACACGGAUACUCAGAUGCAUCCAUGAGAGCCUAUGGCGCUGUGGUAUAUGUAAAAUCAGUAGACAAAUCGGGAAAUAUUAAAAUAAAUCUAUUAGCUUCCAAAUCGAAAGUCGCCCCAUUAAAAAUUCAGACGUUACCUCGAUUAGAACUAUGUGCUGCGGUACUGUUAGUAAAAUUAAUGGAAAAAGUAUCAAAAGCACUUAAUCUAAAAGACAAGCAUAUUUAUUAUACGGAUUCAACAAUCGUCCUUAGUUGGCUACAAUUAGAUCCUGCAAAAUUGCAAAUAUUUGUGUCGAAUAGGGUAAACUUUAUUCAGGUGCAAACCAAAGGGCGGCAAUGGAGACAUAUUGACACAAAAUCAAACCCAGCUGAUUUAAUAACAAGAGGGUUAUAUCCAGAAGAAAUAAUUAAUAAUAGUCUGUGGUUUAAUGGACCAAUGCACUUAGCUAACAUGGAGUCAUACAGAAAAAAAAUUGUCACAAAGCCUUUAACAUCGCUUCCAGAUAUAAAGAAAACUGCUAUAACAGCAGGUGUUUUGGUAAGGAAUUGCUCUUUAAUUGAUUCAAUUGACCACAAAAAUAAUUUUGAAUUCUUAUUAAAUGUGGUUGCUUUGCUUAUCAAAUUUAAAGAUAUUACAUUAAAGCGUCCUAAGAAAGAACUCGAAAUUCAGAAUCACUUAUAUUAUCGAAAAGAAGCUUUGAAUUUUAUUUUGAAAUAUAUACAAACUAAAUAUUUUAACAAAGAACUAAGUCUCCUUUCAGGUAACAAAAAUUUAGAAAAGAGCUCGAAGCUGAUAACUCUAUCACCAUUUUUGGACAAAAAUGGCAUCAUUAGAGUUGGAGGACGUCUACAAGAAGGCAAUAUUCCAGAAGAAGCAAAACAUCCUGCAGUACUUCCAUAUGAAGACACUUUAGUUAAAAUUUUGGUGGAGGGAAAAAAGAAUUGUUAACAAUUGCUAUAGAUGCUUCAGGGCAAAUCCUCGUCCCCUUUUUCAAAUCAUGGGUAAUUUACCAGCAGAUAGAGUAAGAUGCACCAGGCCCUUCUUGAAUACUGGGGUUGAUUUCUUGGGUCCUAUACAAAUUCACCACAAAAUAAGAGGCAAACGAGUAGAUAAAGCCUAUGUGUGUGUAUUUGUGUGUUUCAGCACAAAGGCAGUUCACCUAGAAGUGGUAUCAGGUCUAAGCUCAGCAGCUUUUAUAGGAGCCUUAAAAAGAUUUGUGGGAAGACGUGGUUGUCCUGCAAAAAUAUACUCCGACAACGGAACAAAUUUCAUUGGGGCAGCAAAUAGUUUACAUGAAAUUUAUAUAUUAUUUCAAAAGGAGCAACUCGGAAAAGAAGUCUCCUCGUUCUGUGCUGUACACAGCAUUAAUUGGGUGAAUAUACCAGCUCGAUCUCCACACGUAGGAGGGUUAUGGGAAGCUGCUGUUAAAUCGGUUAAGAAGCAUUUUCACAGAGUAGUUGAAGGCACAUUGACCUUUGAAGAGAUGUGCACACUCAUGACCCAGAUAGAAGCAGUAUUGAAUUCACGACCUCUAACACCAUUAUCGGAGGAUCCGAAUGACUUCCAGGUUUUAACUCCAAGUCAUUUUCUUAUAGGGGAGACUUUAACCACACUUGCAGACAGUAGUGAAAACCAUUGUUAUCACGGGGUGCGGGACCACUGGAAAGCAGUGGAAAGAAAUUCAAAGGAAUUUUGGAAGCGCUGGUCACUGGAGUACCUAAGCGAACUUCAGAAAAGAGUCAAGUGGCAAAGGCCACAAGAUAACUUACCCCAAGGGAGUUUAGUUCUCCUUAAGGAAGAAAAUCUUCCAACAAUGACUUGGAGAAGGGGCAGGGUUGAGAACCUCAUCAUCGGAAAAGAUGGAAAAUGCAGGAUGGUAGACGUAAGGACCAGCACUGGAAUGACAAAAAGAUCAAUAACCAAUGUUUGUCCUUUUCCUACGGAAACGGAAAGAAAUAUAAGUAAAAAUGAGGAAUCCCAUAAGAAUAGGAAUGUAAGGCAUAAAAAUAAAAAUGUUCUAAUGACGAUGUUAACCUUUUUAUUAGUACUACCACUCUACAAUUGUCAAGUAAUUAUAGAAAAAUUUAGGGACAAGUCAGGGAUAUUAAUAGAGAGGCAAGACAGUUUGGGUUUGACGAAGACAUCAUGGGAAAUAAUCAUCCACGUGAACAUGACGGAUUAUCAGCACCAAAUACAGCUUCUAAUGGGAACACCCUCGGCUCUACAAAAACUCGCCAAGCUACUGGACAAGGGAGACUCAGAAUCUCAAAAGGUAGUUGAGACCUUAGUUAAUCAGGUCAUUCAUCGCAUUAAAGAAGUCAACCAAAAGGAUGCACUGAUGAGAUUUAAUGGAAGAAAUAGAGCAUCUAGGUCUAUACUGCCAUUCGUUGGAAGCGUGUAUCAUUCAGUGUUUGGUCUAAUGGAUGAAGAACACGCAGAUGAAUUGGUGGCGACAAUAAAAAGGACCCAUAAAAAUGAAGAAUACUUGCUUAAGCUAUACCAGAAUCAAUCCUCCAUUGAAGACAUAACGCAAGAGGUUUUGAAGAAACAAAAUGAAGUUGUUCGAAAUAAUUUUAACCAAAUAUCGGACUCCAUACAAAUAAUAAAGAAAGCGGCUGAAAAUGAAUUAGCAAUGGAAGGCUUUCAAAACUAUAUAGCAAGCAUUAACAUUGCAAUAGAGUCAAUAGAGCAACUGCAAGGAGAUAUUACGGAUUUGAUUUGGAACUCAAAGGGAAAUUUCAUGAAAAGGAUUUUACCUAUCGACAGAUUCCAAACCCAAAUAGCAACAAUUACGGCAAAUUUAAAUGAUGACUUACAAUUGCCAGAUACCGACCCGUUUGAGCUAUCAAAAAUAUCACGGGUCACAGCCACUAUAAACCAAGGCUUCUGUUUAGUGCGAAUUCAAAUACCACUUAUACAAAGCCAACAGCUACAGUUAUUUGCAUUGACCAGUUAUCCGAUUCUGCACGACGGCUACUUCGUGAGCUUUAAACUCGCAUAUGAAUAUCUGGUAGUAAAUAAGGAGAAAUCAAUGUAUAGUAGCCUGACAGAAACUAAAUAUUCGUAUUGCCAGAAAAUGAGAAGAAUCACGCUGUGUCCCCAAAUUGGACCACUCUACAAUGUAAGAAAGGACCAGUCGUGCGAACUAGAGCUAUUCUUUAAUUCGAAGCAAUUACCAUUAUCAUGUGUGGUGAAUAUAAUGCCUCUGCAAGAAGUUUGGUUGCAGCUUAAAUCCUCAAAUAGCUGGCUGUACUCCGUCCCUGAAGACACAAAGGCAGAAGUCAGUUGCGGCAGCUCUUAUACGGCACAUAUUUUAGUUGAGCAAGGCAUUGUAAAACUGCAACCUGGCUGCCACUUAACAACCGCGAUAGUAAGCGUUUGGGCACACAAGGCACCAACCACUGUUAUUCAGUACAAUAUGCCCCCAAUUAAUAUGAGCAGGAGUUUACCGCUCAUGAAGCACAUUACUAUAAAAGGGACUAUGUUGACAUACUCGAUUCCGGACAUUCCGCGGCCACCAGCCAUUGUUGAUUUCUCAGAAGACAUCGAUUUCCACCACCUGAUGCACUACAGCUCGAAUAUAUCAACUUGGAUCAUUAUCGCAGGAGUCAUCAUGGGAAUGAUCGUCAUCUUUCGGAAGCUAUGUGGUCUCUCAACACGAUAUCUUCCCGCUGCUCUGGCCCUUAGAUAAUAGAAUAGUCGAUAAGAAUAAAUAAGUACAUAAAUAUAAGUACAGUAGGUUGAAUAUUGAGUGGAUUCCUCACAACUCCUAUUUGAAUAAGAAAUAGUUCACCUUUUUUGAAAGUAAAUACUUUCAACGUGGGCAAUAUGUUAAGUCUUGUUGCACAAGUCUUAAGAUUAGUUACGCACACUCAUAGGGCACACAUUUAGGAUGCGCAUGUCCUCAGCAUGUGGUAACGAUUGUAAGGCCGAUAAGUAGAACAAUAGAAAGUAGCAAUUGUGCGCACGUGCAACGGCAUUGUACACAUACAUACAUAGUGCACAUGCGCACAACAUGACCUAAGGGUUGUUUAGUUGGCAAUUAUAGACAUUACAAUUCAGUGCCAGGGUGUAUGGGAAUAGUCACGUAUGCAUUUCUUAAAUGUUAUGAAAUGCGAUUGGCUUAAAAUGCAAGUGAAACCGUAUACUAUUUUUAUUACUUCCUGGCACUGUCGGUUUAAGUGUUUUUCUAGAUAAGUUAUACAUACCUACUACAUGUGUAGUGCAACACACAUGUUUUAGAUAUACUAUGGUUAGGGUAAGAAUUGUGUAUGUGUAGGUUAAGAGUUUUUGUUAUAAAUAAAGGCUCUGGGACACCAGAGCGUCAGUUAUCUACCAAACCCCCGCG
Rhagoletis zephyria (snowberry fruit fly) is the source of this 4595-nucleotide messenger RNA. RefSeq lists its product as uncharacterized. Gene Ontology annotation, biological process: DNA integration. The record is from RefSeq and is a predicted model, not a curated record. Gene Ontology annotation, molecular function: nucleic acid binding. NCBI's taxonomy places the organism in Eukaryota, Metazoa, Arthropoda, Insecta, Diptera, Tephritidae.